Messenger RNA from Beta vulgaris subsp. vulgaris (sugar beet), 1690 nucleotides. RefSeq names its product probable protein phosphatase 2C 27. The coding region runs from base 303 to 1445 and encodes 380 amino acids. The transcript is spliced from 4 exons. NCBI's taxonomy places the organism in Eukaryota, Viridiplantae, Streptophyta, Magnoliopsida, Caryophyllales, Amaranthaceae. Gene Ontology annotation, molecular function: cation binding; protein serine/threonine phosphatase activity. Gene Ontology annotation, biological process: protein dephosphorylation. The record is from RefSeq and is a predicted model, not a curated record.
AUUGUGAUGAUCACAAACAACUUACUUACCUACCUAACUCUGUGAAAGUUGACAGCAACUCUCCAAUUUGUUUCUCCUUUUUCCUGGAAAAAGAAAUCUCCCAUUAUAUGCUAAAGAAUCUUCUCUAUCUCCUCUGAGCUACCCAAUUGUAAAUUCUCUUCAUAUUCUUUCUCUCUCCUCCCUCUUUUCUGGGUAACUCUUCUGCAAGUGAUCUAGGUCCGUUGCUUUUCGCAUCACCCACAACACAAAUCUCACACAACUUGCAAGGAGCAGCUGUACCCAUAAACUAUUUCUAUUUUUCUAUGCUUUCUUUUUUCUGUUUUCUAUAUAUAAUGUGUGUGCAAGACUUGGAGUCAACUGAUGAACAAUUGCAGCAUAAAAGUUCAAAUCUUUCUGAUAAUUCAAACAAUUUCUUGAAUGCCCAGAUGGAGGAUUCCAUUACUCACAACUCCACUUCUUCUCCUCUAGAAAGCAUUUGUGAAGAAACAACAAUAGCCGUUUUAGAUGAGAAUCCAAAUUUGUCAUCUGACUUCCUUCCUGUCCUCCGAUCGGGAGAGUGGUCUGAUAUUGGAGGACGUGAUUACAUGGAAGAUACGCAUGUAUGUAUACCAGAUUUAGCCAAGAAUAUGGGCUGCGAGAUAGUUGAUGAAGAAGCUGUAUCUUUCUAUGGGGUCUUCGAUGGUCAUGGAGGAAAAGCUGCUGCACAAUUUGUCCGUGACCAUCUCCCAAGAGUCAUAGUUGAAGAUGCCGAUUUCCCUCUACAGCUUGAGAAAGUGAUCACUAGAUCAUUCAUUAAGACUGAUGCUGCAUUUGCUAAGUCGUGCCCUGUUGGGUCUUCCCUAUCUUCUGGCACUACUGCCCUUACUGCAAUGAUCUUUGGGAGAUCUUUACUUGUAGCAAAUGCUGGAGAUACCCGAGCCGUUCUUUCUCGACGUGGAGUAGCUUUGGAGAUGUCUCAAGAUCACAGGCCUUGCUCUGUAGAUGAAAGGAUGAGGGUAGAAUCAUUGGGAGGAUAUGUUGAAGACGGGUAUCUAAACGGGCAAUUAGGCGUAACACGUGCUCUCGGAAAUUGGCAUCUUGAAGGGAUGAAGCACGUUGAUAGAAUGGGUGGGCCUUUAAGUGCUGAGCCCGAACUUAAACUUGUGACAUUGACCAAAGAAGACGAGUUUUUGAUCAUUGGAUGUGAUGGGAUAUGGGAUGUUUUCAGCAACCAUAAUGCGGUGGAUUUCGUUCGAAGGCGGCUUCAAAGACAUAAUGAUGUGAAGUUGUGCUGCAAGGAAGUAGUAGAGGAAGCGAUAAAGCGGGGUGCUAUGGAUAAUCUAACAGUUGUCAUUGUAAGCUUUCAUUUGGAUCCACCUCCAGCAAUUGUGCCACAGAGGAUGAGGGUCAGAAGAAGCAUUUCUGCUGAAGGACUUCAGAACCUUAGAAAUCUACUGGAAAGUUAGAAGAACUAAUGUUACUAUAGAGAAAUAAUCAGCAUAAAUAUUUGACUGAUUUAUUGAGCCUGCUCCCAGCUUUUUAUUCUUUUAGUAAUGUCUGUACAUAAUUAUUCUUGAAGGAGAGUUAGCAAUAUAUACCUGAACAGUGGUAUUCUGUAUGUUGGCUCAUACUCCUUCCAUUUGAGAACUAAUAGUCACAUCACAUAUGAAGUACAAUUUUUCUGAAAUAGUAAUGAUUAUUUAUGAGUGAA